This is a messenger RNA of Myripristis murdjan (pinecone soldierfish), 3319 nucleotides long. It is a transcript of the gene kif23, whose product is annotated as kinesin family member 23. Bases 125 to 2788 code for a protein of 887 amino acids. Gene Ontology annotation, biological process: mitotic spindle midzone assembly; microtubule-based movement. Gene Ontology annotation, cellular component: kinesin complex; nucleus; microtubule. NCBI's taxonomy places the organism in Eukaryota, Metazoa, Chordata, Actinopteri, Holocentriformes, Holocentridae. The transcript has 23 exons. The record is from RefSeq and is a predicted model, not a curated record. Gene Ontology annotation, molecular function: ATP binding; microtubule binding; microtubule motor activity.
AUUGGUUGCUAGAAGCUGUUUUUGAAAAAUCCCUCGCGUCGGUGAAGCAGGAGGGAAGUUUGAAGGUUGGAAUUUGAAAACGGAAACUACAAAACAAGAGAAAGUCGAAAGGCAGCAAGCGACAAUGAUACGGCCGGCGAAGGGUAAGACCCCCCGGAGACCUCCCAAGAAGCCCUCCAGCAACCAGAAAGACCCAGUUGGGGUGUACUGCCGUGUGCGACCUCUGGAUGCGGAUGAGAAGGAGAGCUGCAUUGAAGUGAUCAGCGGCAGCACCAUCCAGCUGCACGCACCUGAUGGCCUCAAAGCCAACCGGAAUGGAGAGUUCAAAGAGACACAGUAUUCUUUCAAAAAAGUCUUUGGGGUUGCAGUAUCUCAGAUUGAGCUGUUUGAAGAAGUUGCCAGACCUCUUGUGGCUGACCUCAUCCAUGGCAAAAAUGGGCUGCUCUUUACAUAUGGCGUCACAGGAAGUGGUAAGACCUUUACCAUGACUGGGUGCCCAGGUCAGGGUGGACUUCUGCCUCGCUCCCUCGACAUGAUCUUCAACAGUGUAGGCCCCUACCAGGCCAAACGAUAUGUUUUCAAAACAGACGAUAAAAAUGGAAUGGAGACACAGAAUGAAGUUGAUGCUUUGCUGGAGCGCCAAAGACGGGAAAAUCAACCAUCUGUGCCCAAAACUCCCUCCUCUAAACAAAAGCCUGAGCCUGAAUUUGGUGACAUGAUUAAGCCAGAGGAGGCUUGCAAGGCAGAUGGUGUGGAUGAGGACAGCAGCUACAGCGUGUUUGUCUCCUACAUAGAAAUCUACAACAACUACAUCUAUGAUCUUCUGGAGGAAGCUCCGUAUGACCCAAUCAAACCAAAGUGGAAUGGUGGAGGCACACCAGUGCGACUGAACACUGAGUCCAUACCACCUCAAUCUAAAAUUCUCAGAGAAGAUCAAAACCACAACAUGUAUGUGGCUGGAUGUACAGAAGUUGAAGUCAAGUCAACUGAAGAGGCCUUUGAAGUAUUCUGGAGAGGCCAGAAGAAGAGGAGGAUUGCUAACACCCAGCUGAAUAGAGAGUCCAGCCGCUCCCACAGUGUGUUCAUCAUCAAACUGGCUCAGGCUCCACUGGAUGCAGAUGGAAACAACAUUCUCCAGGAUAAGAGCCAGGUGACUGUGAAUCAGCUGUGCCUGGUGGACUUGGCAGGAAGUGAGCGCACCAGUAGGACAAGGGCAGAGGGAAGCCGUUUACGUGAAGCAGGUAAUAUUAAUCAGUCCUUGAUGACCCUGCGAACAUGCAUUGAGGUACUUCGAGAGAACCAGAUGUGCGGCACAAACAAGAUGGUCCCCUAUAGAGACUCUAAAAUAACCCAUCUAUUCAAAAACUACUUUGACGGAGAAGGCAAAGUUAGAAUGGUUGUGUGUGUCAAUCCUAAGGCUGAGGACUACGAGGAAAGCUUGCUGGUAAUGCGCUUUGCAGAGAUGACCCAAGAAGUGGAAGUGGCUCGUCCAGCGGACAGGCCCAUCUGUGGCUUCGCUGCCGGCCGAUAUCAGAGAAACCAGGCUUUUAAAGACGAACUGUCUCGCAAGUUGGAGGAACGUGGCGGCCCAGUAGACAGAGAUGUGCCGUCUGGUAUAAAUCACCUCCCACCGCUGCCCCCCUGUGAGCUGACUAACCCUCACGAUGACGUCACCCUGCCCAGGCUGAUUGAAGCUCUGGAGAAGAGACACAGGGUUAGGCAGAUGAUGAUUGAAGAGUACAACAAAGCAGCCGACAUGGUAAAGGCUAUGCUUCAGGAACUGGACAGCAGCCUUAUUUCCAAAGACAAUUUUAUUCAUGAACAAACCAGUAAACUGGGAGAGAAGGAAAAAGUCAUCCACAACUACAAGUCUGAGAUUGAUCGCUUGGAGAAGAAGAUCAAGAUGCAAGAACACAAGAUUGACAUUCUACAAAAAACAACCAAUAUCUAUGAGGAAGAUAAGCGUUCGCUGCAAGUGGAGCUGGAAACCAGGGGGCAGAGGCUGCAGAGGGAGCUGUGUGAGAAGAGACGUAUGGAGCAGCGCAUGCAGGGCAUGGUCACUGACACCCAAAUCAAGUGGGAGAAAGAAUGUGAGAGACGUGUUAAUGCAAAGCAGCUGGAGAUGCAAAACAAGUUGUGGGUGAAAGAUGAGAAGCUAAAGCAGCUCAAGGCCAUUGUAACAGAGAGCAGGACACAAGGUCGCCCUGAGCCUCCGCCGCGUCAAACGCAGCCUCAGCGACCUUCAAGGGAGGAACGUGUCCCUGCAAAGAGAUCAGCCUCACCCUCGCCGGCGCCUACUGCAACACCAGUACGACCACUGCAUCGACGCUCCCGCUCUGCUGGUGGAGAGAAAUGGGUAGACCACAAGCCUGCUUCCAGCCUGGAACUGGAUACGGUUUUGCAGCCCAUCAUCCCCAAUGCCAUCAAGGUGUCUGUCCCCAGUGAGAAGGUCCUGUCCAAGUGUGACAAAUAUGUGCUGACACACCAGGAGGUUGCCUCUGAUGGUGAGAUCCAGACCAAGCUUAUCAAGGGUGAGGUGAUUAAAACCAGAGGAGGAGGACAAGCAGUCCAGUUCACUGAUGUAGAGACCCUAAAACAGGAGCUCACCACUGGCCCAAGCCGAAAGAGGAGAUCCUCAGAAGGCAGCCCCAACCAGGGGAAAGAGCGUACAGAUGGAGAUUGGACAGAUGUUGAAACAAGGUGCUCCGUGGCUCUGGAGAUGAGGGCUGGAUCAAACAUGGGCCCUGGUUAUGAACAUCAUGGAUACCCCAAGCGCAGGAAACCCUAAGGAGAUGCUGACAGCUGCUUCAGUCAUCACUUUCUUCUCACCUGGCUGUUGUGCAAUAGAGAAUACUCUGAACUUUUUAUAUUUAGCUCUGGUAUUAAUAUUUAAACAUUUCCUGUACUUUUAUAUAUGCAAAUGUGUGUAUGCACAUUGUUCACCAAAGCUGUUUUGUGAAAUAUAUCAAAUGAUGUAACUACAAAAACAAGUAUUAACCACAUUCAGUUAAAGAUGGGGCAAAUGCUUGGUUACUAUGGCCCUGCUGCUGAAGAUGGUCUGUUUGCACAUUAUGUAUGUAAUGUCACAUUUUAUGAGCACAUAAGAAGUCCUUAGUUGUCAAUAAGAUGCCAUAAUCGUUUUUAUUCAGUACAUACUGUUGGUUGCAUAAUUUUGAGCUUUAUCUUCAGAUUUUGGGGAGGGCGGAAAACAGCCAUUUUUUGCUUCUAAAUCUAUAAAAUUUGCUUCUGGCCUUUACAAAAUGGAGCUCCUCUGCUUUCACUCUACACUCACUCAGGAAUAAAAUUCCUUUGAAGCAUG